AUGCGGGGCCCGAGCCGGGCCCUGUGGCUGCUCCUGGCUCUGCGCACCGUGCUCGGUGGCAUGGAGGUGCGGUGGUGCGUCACCUCAGACCCGGAGCAGCACAAGUGCAGCAACAUGAGCACGGCCUUCCGGGAAGCGGGCAUCCAGCCCUCCCUCCUCUGCGUCCAGGGCACCUCGCCUGACCACUGCAUCCAGCUCAUCGCGGCCCAGGAGGCCGACGCCAUCACUCUGGAUGGAGGAGCCAUCUAUGAGGCGGGAAAGGAGCAUGGCCUGAAGCCCGUGGUGGGCGAAGUGUACGAUCAAGAGGUUGGCACCUCCUAUUACGCCGUGGCUGUGGUCAAGAGGAGCUCCCAAGUGACCAUCAACACCCUGAAAGGCGUGAAGUCCUGCCACACGGGCAUCAAUCGCACAGUGGGCUGGAACGUGCCCGUGGGCUACCUGGUGGAGAGCGGCCGCCUCUCGGUGAUGGGCUGCGAUGUACUCAAAGCUGUCAGCGACUAUUUUGGGGGCAGCUGCGUCCCAGGGGCAGGAGAGACCCGUUACUCUGAGUCCCUCUGUCGCCUCUGCAGGGGUGACAGCUCUGGGGAAGGGGUGUGUGACAAGAGCCCCCUGGAGAGAUACUACGACUACAGCGGGGCCUUCCGGUGCCUGGUGGAAGGGGCAGGGGACGUGGCCUUUGUGAAGCACAGCACGGUACUGGAGAACACGGAUGGGAAGACGCUUCCCUCCUGGGGCCAGGCCCUGCUGUCACAGGACUUCGAGCUGCUGUGCCGGGAUGGCAGCCGGGCUGACGUCACCGAGUGGAGACAGUGCCAUCUGGCCCGGGUGCCUGCUCACGCUGUGGUGGUCCGAGCCGACACAGAUGGGGGCCUCAUCUUCCGGCUGCUCAACGAAGGCCAGCGUCUGUUCAGCCACGAGGGCAGCAGCUUCCAGAUGUUCAGCUCUGAGGCCUAUGGCCAGAAGGAUCUGCUCUUCAAAGACUCCACCUCGGAGCUUGUGCCCAUCGCCACGCAGACCUACGAGGCGUGGCUGGGCCAGGAGUACCUGCACGCCAUGAAGGGUCUGCUCUGUGAUCCCAACCGGCUGCCCCCCUACCUGCGCUGGUGUGUGCUCUCCACUCCUGAGAUCCAGAAGUGUGGAGACAUGGCCGUGGCCUUUGGCCGGCAGCAGCUCAAGCCAGAGAUCCAGUGCGUGUCAGCCAAGUCCCCCCAGCACUGCAUGGAGCAGAUCCAGGCUGGGCAAAUUGACACUGUGACCCUGAGCGGCGAGGACAUUUACACGGCGGGGAAGACGUACGGCCUGGCUCCGGCAGCUGGCGAGGGCUAUGCUUCGGAAGACAGCAGCAACUCGUACUUCGUGGUGGCGGUGGUGAGGCGGGACAGCUCCCACGCCUUCACCUUGGAUGAGCUUUGGGGCAAGCGCUCCUGCCACGCUGGCUUCGGCAGCCCUGCAGGCUGGGAUAUCCCCGUGGGCGCCCUCAUUCGGAGAGGCUUCAUCCGGCCCAAGGACUGCGACGUCCUCACAGCGGUGAGUGAGUUCUUCAAUGCCAGCUGCGUGCCCGUGAACAACCCCAAGAACUACCCUUCCUCACUGUGUGCGCUGUGUGUUGGGGACGAGCAGGGCCGCAACAAGUGUGUGGGCAACAGCCAGGAGCGGUACUAUGGCAACAGCGGCGCCUUCAGAUGCCUGGUGGAGAAUGCGGGCGACGUUGCCUUCGUCAGGCACACGACCGUCUUUGACAACACAAAUGGCCACAAUUCCGAGCCCUGGGCUGCUGAGCUCAGGUCAGAGGACUAUGAACUGCUGUGCCCCAACGGGGCCCGGGCCGAGGUGUCCCAGUUUGCAGCCUGCAACCUGGCACAGAUGCCACCCCAUGCCGUCAUGGUCAGACCAGACACCAACAUCUUCACCGUGUAUGGACUGCUGGACAAGGCCCAGGACCUGUUUGGAGACGACCACAAUAAGAAUGGGUUCAAAAUGUUCGACUCCUCCAACUAUCAUGGCCAAGACCUGCUUUUCAAGGAUGCCACCGUCCGGGCGGUGCCUGUCGGGGAGAAAACCACCUACCGCGACUGGCUGGGGCUGGACUACGUGGCGGCGCUGGAAGGGAUGCUGUCUCAGCAGUGCUCGGGCGCAGCGGCCCCGGCGCCCGGGGCGCCCCUGCUCCCGCUGCUGCUGCCCGCCCUCGCCGCCCGCCUGCUCCCGCCCGCCCUCUGAGGCCCGGCCGCCCCGCCGGAGCCCGCGCCCUGGGAGACCCGCCGCGCCCCAGAGCUGCCGGAGCUGCGAUUCCCGCCCGGGGAGUUUCCGCGGCGGCUUCGCGCUGGAAUCCAGAAGGAAGCUCGGGAAGGCCGGGCCCGGCGCGGGCGGGAGCAGGCGCCUCCCCGGGAGCCCCGCCGCCCACGGGCGCCACCUGGCGCUGCCACCUGGCGCUGCUACCUGAGGCGCCGCCCCCGGGCCCGCGCGGCCCUUCCCGCCAACCGCCGCCUCCCGCCACCUGGAGCCGCGCGGGCCGCGCCGGAGGAGGCCGGUUGCCCAGGAAACCGCUGAGCCCGGGCUUCCCGCCGCCCGCCCCGCAGAGCCGCCGAGGGGCCGGCCCGCCUCCUCCGCGCAGCCCUGCGCCCCCGUCCGCGAGGCCCCCUGGGGACGCGGUGGCCACCGAGGCACCUACUUCCGGAGGCUGCAGCCAGGCGCUCCAAGGAGGCCCGGCCCCGGCGCCAACGGGACCAGCCCGUGGGACAGCGGCCUCUGCUGGCGGGGGAGGGAGGGAGGCCGAACCAGGGCGACGGGGAGAAACCCGCCGGGGACCCCUCGAGGAAGGGACCUUGUCCAGGGUGGGGGCUCCAGUUCCUCCGACCGCCCAUGCGCUGGGAGGGAGGCCGGCCCCGGGGACUCUGUGCCCCGCCUCGUCCCCCACUGUGGCCGCGCCAGCUCCAGCCCGGGCCAGCCGUCCGCGGAUCCCCCUCCUGAGUCUCCUCAGGCUCUCGCCUCCCGCACCCCCAUGGAUGCCCACCGCCCGCACCCACGCCCGAGCUGCCCCGAGCCGCCCCGAGCCUGAAGGGAGCGGGAGGCGAGCCCCCUGAAGGGCUGGGCGUGGGGACACGCCAUUCCUCCGGUUCCGAACGCGGGUGGGGGGUGAGCUCCGGCUCCUCACUCGGCCCUGCACCUACUGGGCCCGGCACCGCUCACACCCCGUUCCCGCCCCUGCGCGAGGCCGCAGAAAGAGCCUGGCCAGGGCCUCUCUCUACUCCAUUUUGCCAGUUGUCUGAGAAGCCAAAAAAAGUUUCUAGAACUGCCAGCCCUUAAAAAAAAUGAAAAGGAAGAGAAGAAAUGGGAGCAGGCAGCCCUCGUCAGCAGACUGGGAGCCGCGUGGGCCCGGAGCUAUUUGCAUUCCGGUCUGCGGGGGCUCGGGGAUGCUGGUGACAGGCCUGGUUCCCGGUGGCUCGCCCCCACCUGUGGGCGUCGGGAAGGAUUUCUUCCAUCUCUCAGCGGCAGAGGAGGCCCUGGCAUCGUCCUGGCUGCAGCCGGGCAAUCCCAAGGAGUCCUGGUCACCGUCACCCCGCCGGGAGGGGCCACAGGACCUGGGCCUCUGCCACCAAGCUUUGUCCCCUCUUGCUGUAGGGAGCCAGUGAUUCUCCUCCGACCUGAUGAUUGCUUGGUUUUUUUAAAGGGAGAUUUGAGGGGUGAGAAGUGCGUUUCUGUGUGGCUACUCCGGGCUAGUGUGCUGUGGGUCAUUGAAGGUGUGGCCUGCGUGGGUGCAGUGACAUUGGAUUGUCAGGUGGCAGUAGGGGAGCCCUGCUAUGUCAGUGCUAAUGAAAGAUGUUGGUUUGUUUCUGAAAUAAAGCUAAACAAGCCUGCACAUGCAGAGGCUUGGACCCUGGUAGAAA
Molecule: messenger RNA, 3884 nt
Organism: Macaca mulatta (Rhesus monkey)
Lineage: Eukaryota; Metazoa; Chordata; Mammalia; Primates; Cercopithecidae
Gene: MELTF
Product: melanotransferrin
Biological process (GO): iron ion transport
Cellular component (GO): recycling endosome; plasma membrane; early endosome
Source: RefSeq, a predicted model, not a curated record